This is a messenger RNA of Anopheles cruzii, 1467 nucleotides long. RefSeq names its product tRNA (guanine(10)-N2)-methyltransferase homolog. The record is from RefSeq and is a predicted model, not a curated record. Gene Ontology annotation, cellular component: cytoplasm. The transcript is spliced from 4 exons. NCBI's taxonomy places the organism in Eukaryota, Metazoa, Arthropoda, Insecta, Diptera, Culicidae. Gene Ontology annotation, biological process: methylation. Gene Ontology annotation, molecular function: nucleic acid binding. The coding region runs from base 1 to 1467 and encodes 488 amino acids.
AUGAGCGGAUCGUGGAAAAAAUAUGUGCUUUGGUUUGCCCAAGAACACGUCGACUUUCGCCAAGCGGAAAUUACUUCACUGUUGCGAAUAUGCAACAUUCAAAUGAAAACUUGCUCGCCAACCCACAAUCCGGAGCGGCCGUUCUGGAUCGUAGAGUUACAAAACGACGAAGCGGCACGAAAGCUGGCUUCUCGGUCGAUGUCGUUACGAUGCAUUUUCGAACUUUGGGCCCACUCGGCCCUCGGACUCAACGCAUUCCACCAGCAGCUCCGUGACCACAUCGCGUUCAAUCGGGCACUACUUGAACAACACUUUCAGGCGGACAAAACCUUCAAGGUAACGGUCGAAACGUACAACAAACGCUUUAGCCAACGGGAAAAGGUGGAGAAAAUCGAAACAAUGAACUACCUGCCCAUCGAGGGUCAGGUUGAUUUGAGGAAUCCCGACGUUCCGUUUUGGUACGUCGAGUAUUGGGGCAUGGAUCCGACGGACGUGCCGGACCAACCGUACGAUGUGCUGUUCGGCCGAUGGAUCGCCGAUGGUAGCCGGGAUAUGAUCAAUGAAAUAUCCUUGAAGAAGAGAAAAUUCAUCGGCAACACGUCAAUGGAUCCGCAACUUUCAUUGCUGAUGGCCAAUCAGGCAUUGGUUCAGAAGGGCGAUCUGGUGCUGGAUCCAUUCGCCGGUUCCGGAUCACUGUUGGUCGCAGCGGCAAAGUUUGGAGCUUACGUGAUCGGAGGCGACAUCGACUACAUGAUCGUGCACGGAAAGUCGAAACCGACACGAGUGAAUCAGAAAGUGCGCGAGAAGGAUGAAAGCAUUUACGCGAACUUGCAGCAGUACGGCUGCGGCGGCCAAUUUGUCGAUGUGCUGAUAGCAGAUUUUUCGCGCAGCAUCUGGACGAACAAUUUCGUUUUCGACAGUAUUAUUACCGAUCCACCGUACGGUAUUCGCGAGGCCACCGAAAGGAUUGAGUUCAAAACGAAACGAAAGACAACGGUUAUGACGGAGGACGCGGUUCAUUAUCCUUCAACCUCGCCGUACCAAUUGUGCCAGAUGUAUCGCGAUCUGCUACAAUUCUCUGCGCAACAUCUGAAGCUCGGCGGGCGUUUGGUAACCUGGUUUCCCACACUGAAGAAAGAUUACAGCGCCGAUCUGCUUCCUCGUCACAAGUGCCUCGUGCUGGUUGCAGACUCCGAGCAACCACUUUCGGGCUACAGCUCCCGUCGGUUGCUUACGUACGAGAAGGUAUCGGAAGACGAGAAUGGUCUGGAUGCGUUCGAAAUGCCCGGAGCGCUGGUCGAAAACUAUCGUGAGCGAUUCUUCACUCAGCUGCUCGAGGAAAACGGCACGCGGAAGGAACGUCGCCUUGCGAUGCGUGAAGUGGGGCGCAGGGAAGCGAUGGAACGAGGGAAGGAGCAGCAACCGGAUGGCAAGUGGCGUUUUCCGGAACGGAAGCCGGACGAGUGA